Messenger RNA from Dendronephthya gigantea, 2759 nucleotides. RefSeq lists its product as uncharacterized. The transcript is spliced from 5 exons. The record is from RefSeq and is a predicted model, not a curated record. Bases 421 to 1650 code for a protein of 409 amino acids. NCBI's taxonomy places the organism in Eukaryota, Metazoa, Cnidaria, Anthozoa, Malacalcyonacea, Nephtheidae.
UCCGAAGAAACGACACAUGUUUUCCAAAUACCUGUUUCUUUGAUAAAAAAUAGCUUUUCGUGCGUACGAUAUGUUCUUAGCGUAACAAACUCUUGACAAUGUCCACAGUACUUUCUUUUUUCACUCAUGGGAUCAAAUAUUGAUUCGAAGCUUAAAAUAUAUCGAUAUCGAAUAAAGCUAAUACCCGUCCGCCCGCAAGCAUAAUGAUAAUCAAAAUUUGAGAUUUAAUGUUCAUAUGACUUUCACGUGUCAUUCACGUCGCAACUCCCUGACCGACCAAAGUUCAUGAUUUGGGAGCAAGGAUAUCGGAUUUGAAAUUUUGGCGCUAACUUGCCAUGAAUUAUUCAACGACACACGUACAUUGUGUAAAGUACAUUGAAUUUUACGCGAUUUAUUUACAUCGAAAACGUAUUUUGUGCUAUGGGGCGACUACCACCAAACCGGCGGAAUCGCGUACAUUUGUAUGGAAAGAAACUUGCAGAGAAAAGUAAUAAGAACACAGCGUCUAGUUCAUCGAGAUCAGCGAGGACAUCAUGUUCGCCUAGCCCUACAACGACAGACUCGAAUAUUUCGGAGGAAAAUGUCAGUCAGGACACAAGGCGCUUUUCUGACAUGAUCCCAAACGCACCAACAACUCCUCAGAUACCUAUGCCUCCCGAAGACAACUCCAUAAGUCCUGAUCUUGGACUUGAAACGACAACGAUUCCAACGACGGUAUCCAGCGUUCGCAACACCGUGCGCAUAGAAAGUACUCCAAGUUUGAGUAGUUCUGGCAAUAGUUUUACAAGGCGAAAUCUAUUGCCAGAAAUUGAUGAAGAACUGCUAGGAACGACAACGGGCUCUUCAAGGCCAAGGGAAGAUGAGAUUUUAAGACAAAUGAGGAUAUUUAUGGAGCAGCAAAGCACCUUCAACCAGAGACUGUUGAAGUCAAUUGAGGAAAAAGGCUCGGAAGGGGGAUUAAAACCUGAAAAAAGAAGAACAAGAUUGCCCUUAGAAUUAACGGCUUGUGUUCGUGAUGUUGUAAGAAACAUUGCUGAUGAUGAUGGAAAUUCACUAUCCUGGGAUUUAUCUAAAAGUUUUGGAGCAGUAGAAAAUCAAAAUGUUAACCGUCUAAUCAUGGCCUCAAUUAAAAGUGUCAAUGAUGCACCAAGUCAAGUUAUUAGAGCGGCAAUGCAUUGUUAUUUCAAAACAAGAAAACGUGCCGAGAAGACCAAGGAGCAAAACCUGAGUGAUCAGUAUCUCAAAAAGCAAAGAAAUAGAAGUAGAAUCAAUACAAAACGAAAGCUACGCAAGAGUACUUUGCAGAUGUCAACAUCGAUAUCGGAAAAAGAAAAAUAUGAAAAAAUAAUGACCAACGACUACAUGUCAUCAGAAUACUCGGUAUCCGAAGAUGAGGCAUCUGAACGAGAGGAUGCGUCCUCUGGUGAUAGCUCUUCGGAUACCGAACAUCAAUCAAAGGCAAGGAAAUUCUCCAUACAGCGAUUACCAUGGAGAAGUGAUGAGGCCAACAAACUAAUGGUGACGUUGGACAAAAAAAUUGGCAAGAAGAGAGGCAGAAAAGGGGUGUGCAUGACCUAUGAGAGGGUGAAGGGAAACAAUUCAACCCGUCUUGCGCCUUUGGAUGCCCCAGAGUGGGCAAUCAAACAAUGAAAUUUUUUUUGAAACAUUAUUUCUCGUAUUUUUCUUCUUUUUUGUACAUAAUCAUAGGUGAAUUAUUGACCACACGUUUUUAAUCUUUAAUCGAUUUGGUUUUGUGUUAGUUGAAUUGUAAGCUUAAUUGUAGUUUGUAAACAUUACUCUUAAAUGUGCAACAAACACUUUCUUUCAUUAUAGAAAUAAAUAUUGAUACAUUACAGUAUUAGCUAUAGUAGUUGUGAUCAUGAUUAUUGAAACUAGGAAAUUGCAUGUCAAAUUUCUGACCGCAUUUUUUCCAUAUAAGCAAAUGCAGUAUGUACAUGAUCUUUGCUUUAUUUUAACCAUGUGUAGAAAUGUUGUAUUUACGAAAUAUUUCACCACACGUAUUUGCAAGGAAAGCAAAACGUGAGCAAAUUAUUUGUUCACCUCGGUGGCAAUUUAAGACAAAUAUACAAUAGCAAACGUCGUGUUUGAUAAUAUUCAAAAUAUGAUGCCAAUGGCAAGUAAAUAUAGCAUUUAUGUAUAUUUUCAAGCAAAACAAAUAAAACGCAAAAUUCGUAUAAAACUCGGGAGUAAAUCCAACUAAAUGGGAUAUUUAACGACGUUUACGUUAUAUUUACUUCAUGUGCAAUAUUGUAUUUCUUUAUAUUUACGCUAUUUAUGUAAGUAUAGUAUUUACUAUCCAAUUUGCUACUGAGAAAAUAUGUUGCAAAUGUACAUCUUUAUUUCAUCUUUUCGGUCUUCGCAAAAACAAACUUCCCCCUUAUUUACUUAGUGUGAAAUAUGGUGAAAAUACCAAAUUUGAUUUUUAACAAAAUAUGAGCAAACGUUGUUGAUUACGAUUUUUACAAAGGUUUACGCUAUUUUUACUUUAUGUGCUAAUGUUGUAUUUGACAAUAUUUAAUAUGGCUGUAAAUGUCAUUUUUACUGCGUUAUUUGCUUUGGAGAAAAUAAGUAGUGAAUAUGAAUGUUUCAUAAAACUUUACACUAGGUGUAAACAAUACGAUAAAAACGGUCUUCCGCGUGUUUACGUGGUGUGUAAAUAUGCGGAAAAAACAGAAUUUGAUUGUGCACAAAUAUGUCCAAACAUUGCUGAAUAUGAUAUUUACGUCGUGUUUGCUUUA